AUGGUUUGCAGUACGGUAGCGCCAGGCACCUAUACGGUCUACGCGCCCGACACGAGCAAUUAUGCGGCGUAUUAUCAGGUUUUCUUGGUAUAUUUGGACGUUCCAUGAUUUUUUGUUACAGUAUUCUGGCAAUGUGCAACAGAGUCCGACCCAAUCCUACAUGCUUCACAAUCAUGGGGGUCAGUCUCCGAACUCUGGCGAUGAUGACAACGGCGGCGCCCUGGGACACACGGCUAGAGCUUCUCCCGCUACGGUAGGUCUUGGGAAUGGCUCAGAGAAUGCCUGCGCAUCUAACGAUUGUCUUCCUUGAAGAUUAGGUUUUUUGAAGUAGAUAAGGUCUUCCAAUAGAUCUUUUGAAGUAGGAAGAUAAGAAACUUCAGAAAAGUUCAUAGUAGAAUCCUAGGAAUGGCUCAGCGAAUGCCUGCGCAUCUAACGAUUGUCUUCCUUGAAGAUUAGGUCUUUUGAAGUAGAUAAAGGUCUUCCAAUAGGUCUUCUGAAGUAGGAAGAUAAGAAACUUCAGAAAAGUUCAUAUAGAAUCCUAGGAAUGGCUCUAAGAUGACCUGCACAUCUAAAACCCACUUUUUUGAUUUAGUGAUCUUGUUUCUAAUUGAAGUAUGUAUAGGGAAGACACGGUGCAGAGGUACAUUUUGAAAUGGGCGUGGCCUUUUUGGGAUUGGCUCUAGGAAAGCCUGCGAAUCUAACAAUUUUCUUCUCUGGAUGAUCAAUUUUUCCUGCGAUUCAAAAAAGAUUUAGUGAGGCUGUUUAUGUUAGAAGAAGGCGGAUUGGAAUGGCUAUUGAGAAGCCUGAGCAUCUAACUUCAAGUUUGCGUAUUAAAAUAUUUUUAUGAGUAAGAUGGGCACAAAAAGGUUCUGCAAAUUUUGAAAAAUUGAGAUUUUCAUACUUUUUUUUUUCAUACGAGACCAAAAAUCAGACCCUCGUUGAGAAAAAAUUGACUUUUUUAGCUUUCUGUUCCUCCGAAAAGCUAAAGGUUUGUCAUGGCGCAGUGCCUGUGAACUAGAAUGUCGUUUUGAAGGUCGCGGGUUCGAUCCCGCACGGGAUAUAUUUUUUUUGCAAGUAAAAUUUAUAGAAAUCAUGCCCCUUUUUGACAAGAAAAAGGCCUGGAAAACCUCAAAAAAAAAAUUCUAGUAUGGAAAAAUUGCGAAAUUGUAGUUGUUUCACAAUAACUUCCUGGUUCAUCAACCUUUUUUGAAUCUACAAAGCUGGAGCUAUCACAUUGGAUAGGUUCUCAAGUCUGAUACCUUUAAGAAUCUUUUUAAACUGAGUCCCCCCCUCCACUCCAGCCCCCACAUUUCCACCUCUCCGAGACACUUUCAAUCAAACAAACGAGGCGAAGAGACCAAAUCUGGCAUGGCUUAGCGGUUAUGCGUUGAAAAGCCGGGCAGGAAAAGGCUCCCCUCCUUCUCCUCGAGUGAAGGCAGAAGCUUCCGGUUUUUGGGCACCCCCUGGAAAUAUCGUAGGUUGGCAAGGAGAGUUCCUCACCUUCUUUAGUUCGGAGCACAAACCCCACUUUUGUUGGAGUUUUUCUCCGAGAGUAGUCAUUUUUCAUCGAUUUUUGAAAGUCUUGGCCAUCUUUUUGAGAGAAAAUCCGAAAUAUGUUUCCCCUGUAGCAUCUGAUACCCCAUAGUUGAUCCAUUGCGAUACCUUGGCCGCAUUGGGAAUGGCUCAACGCGUCACGGAUCACUUUUCAAUUGCGCCGGACUAUCAAACGACUUGCGCUCGUCUUCAUCAAACGCGUAGAGUUUGUCAGAUCACGCUUCAAAAUUUUGAAGGUAGCAACGCAACCACAACACGUCCGCGGUGUAGCCAUUCCAAAUGCGGCCAAUUUUCUGAGGGAAUUCAAAAAUUACACCUUUAACAUGAGCAAUAGGGUUAUCCUGUUACCUGCGCCUUUAACAUGAGCAAUAGGGUUUUUAGGUACCUGCACCUUUAACAUGAGCAAUAGGGUUUUUAGGUGCCUACACCUUUAACAUGAGCAAUAGGGGUUUUCGGUUACCUUUAACAUGAGCAAUAGGUUUUUAGGUACCUGCACCUUUAACAUCAGCAAUGGGGGUUUUCGGUUACCUUUAACAUGAGCAAUAGGUUUUUAGGUACCUGCACCUUUAACAUGAGCAAUAGGUUUUUUUGCUUUUCAAUCAUUUCUCCCUUCAAAAUUCUAGUUUUGUAGCUCAUCUACGAGAUUUCUAAUGUUCAAUGAACAGAAUAUUUUGUACUUAACGUGGAUUAAAAACCCCGUCAAAAAGGGCGGAUUAUAAAUAUUCCAAGAACAUUUUUCGACGGUCGUCGCCAUAGUAACUCUCCGAUUUGUCGGCUUUUUUCCCAGUUUUUAUAUCUUUUCUCAUAAAAGAAAAAAAUUUCCCACAAGCUUCUUCAUUCCUGAAAUGUUGAUAACCUUCUAGAGCUUCCACAAUUUUUAAAUAUUUGGUUUUUUUUUUGCAGAUCAAAAAUUACAUCUGCAAGGAGUGGGUUACAGUAGGGCUUGAGAUUAAAAAAAUUCAACUUUUUGAGUGGAAAAAGUUUUUUUGAACUUUUUAAUUUUUUGUAGAUUGAAAAAUUACAUCUGCAAAUAGUUCAUUCACGGUAGUUUUUGAAGAAUAAAAAGCAAAAAUAAUUAUUCCUUAGGAAGAGUCGAACCUGCGACCUUUUUGGUGAUGAUGAAUCUUGUUAGCCACUUGGCCAAUUGUUAAAUUCAACUUUUUGCUUUAUUUCAGUUUCUAGUCACCUUCCAAUCAAAAUUUGGAAGCUAAGUAAAAUGGCAAAAAAAUCCAAAACGUCCGACGGAACCGAACCUGUGACCGUUUUAACGAAGGUCAAACUCUUUAACCACUCUACCAAGGUGUCUUAAAUGUCAUAUUGGACCAUCAUAGUAUCCGAAAAAUGAUUUCGAUUCCGGAAAAAAAGGCAAAAGUCAAUUCGCCCUCGAUAGGGAUCGAACCUAUGACCUCUCUUCGUGAGUUUCCUUCUCAAGCCACUUGACCAGGAGUCUCAGCCAGAUCAAUUCAAACAUGAGAUCUCCCUUUUUUUCACCAUUUUCAAUUUUUUUGGGGCCAUUUAUCCGGAAUAUCCAUGGCAACGGAAGAAAAGAGCAUUUGCAUUAGAAGACGUCUCUUCACUCCGGAAAAUCCUCGAAAAUUUUCCGAAAAGUUUAUCAUUUUCUUCACCAAUAUUUUUUCCACUUGAUCUUGUUCAUUUUUCAGUAUAUCAGGCCAAUUCAAAUUAUUUUGAAAUAUAGAGACGAUAUGGCAUGACUCGCGCCGAAACUGACGAAUUCGAGCCCUCGCCCGAUAUUCAGACCCACGUAAGGGUCUUUUUUUCAUGAUUUUCUUAAAAACAAACUUUUUAAUUGCUAGAAUAAAUUUUUAAAAAUUGCAAAAAAAAACUUGUUCUGAUGCGGAUUGAACCAGCGACCUUCAGAUCGAUAGAUGAAUGGCUUAUCCACUGCGCCAUACUUAAUACAAUCAACUCACGCUUCAUUUUGACUAUUUUCUGGAUUUUAAAAAAAGGCAAAAAUUUUCGCGCGGAGCAGGAGUCGAACCUAUGACCUUCCGAUCAUUGAACCAGCGGCUUAGCCAGUAGACCAAAAUGCGAACUUUUCGGCAUGACUCUGGAAACGUUCAGUUACUACUAAAUUUUGCACGAAAAAAAAGCAAAAAAAGUUCUGCGCGGCACAGGAGUCGAACCUGCGUACCUUUCGGCUUUUGUUCGAGUUUUUAGCCACUAGGCUACGAAGUAUGUAGGAAUGAAGCUAGAAAUUCCUCUAUAAAACACGCCGAAAAUUUUUAAAAAAUGGCAAAAAAAGUUUCGCGACUCGCUGGAGUUGAACCUGGGACCCUUAGAUCGACGUACAAGCGGCUUAGCCACUAGGCCAAUUUUGCAAAUUUUCCGGGAACUGGCUUUUAAGCCGCUUUCUGGUUUAAAAAGUUCAGAAAAAAAACUCAAGUAGAUGGAAACUGUCAAUACCCAAUAAAUGAACCUGUGUUUAUUGAAUUUUUUGAAUAUUUCAGGUGACGUGGCUUCUGGAUAACUACGAAACGGCGGACGGGACGAGCCUGCCUCGCUGUACACUUUAUGACCACUACAAACGGUUGGUUUUUAAAGAUUUUUCCGAUAUUUAACGACUUUUGGUGUAAGAAUAUCAGUACAAAAAAAUAUUAGUAUCUUUAUUCGAAGUUAUGGGAAAAUUUUUAGUGGCCACUAUAGGGUUUUGAAGUUUGAGGGACCACUAUAGUAGUCAAAUUAGUGGCCACUUAAGGGGUUAUAACUAGUGGCCGCUGUAGAGGUCUGAGCGCUACUUUUAGACCACUAAAAAUUCUAGUGGCCACUUUAGGGGUCAAUGGAUCAUCAUAACUGGUCCAAUCUGUUUGUUUUAAAAUAUCAGAGAUACUGGGAGGAAUACUGGAUGAAAAACUACUGAAGUGGCCACUAAAACUUAAAAUAGUGGCCACUUCAGAGGUGGUUUUAGUGGCCACUUUAGUGUCCUCUCCAAGUAGUCCUUGGCGAGCCCCUUUAGUGGCCACUAAAAGUUUUCCCAGGUCUUUUGGAAAAAAAAAGGGAAUUUUAAAAUCUUCUUCAUUAUUUGUGAUAGAAAAUUGAACUCAAAAAAAUUUAAAAAUCCAUUAGAAAAAUGAACAAAAAAGAUCCAGCUUUGAUAAAUUCGCCUAAUGUUAGUUGUUGCCCAGGGCGACGAAAGUCAGCUUUUUUUUUCUUGAAGGUCAGGGCGGGAAAGGAAAAUAUUUGAAAGUAUCGGAAAAAAGGGUUUUCAGAAUUAUUCAGAAUAAGAAUCGAAAUAUUUCAGUCACUGCCAAGAAAAUCGUCUGGAUCCAGUUAACGCCGCGUCUUUCGGCAAAUUGAUCCGAUCCGUUUUCCUGGGACUGAGGACGAGGCGGCUUGGGACUCGUGGGAACUCGAAGUUUGUAUAGAUUCGAAAAUAUAAGCUUGAACUGAAGAAAAAAGAUCCACUUUCUUAAAAGCCUAUUGAACUUAGUAUGGCCCAAUGCGUUGCGGUCGCGAAGCGGUUAGUUUGAAAUCGCGCGGACGCUUCUGAGCGUUUCAAGUGAUCACUUAAGAGCAUUGAAGCUGCUGAAGGGAUCCCUAUAAUGCUAGGAAAGGAAAGGCCAGAGAUAAACCUCUUUGAAGAGAUAAGGUCGGGACUUCUCUGCGCUCUCCUCAUCUCUCUCAUGUUUACGUGCUAUUUCCAUGUUUCUCUGACCUCGCCGGUGAGGGAACAGAGAGACGCAGACACGCUAGAACUGUCAAGUCGCGACGGACGGAAAAGAAGCAGUGCAACGCGACCGCGCCGCUUUGAGCCAUUCCAAGUGCGACCACUGGUUUUCCAGUUCUGGCUGGAAUCUUUAACAAUUGUACUUCAUCACUUUCUAGGAAACUUUUGUGACUUUCUAGGCCUAAAUUUCGAUUUAUACCUGAAUAACGUGUUUUUCGAACCUUGUAGUGUUACUACAAUAUGACGAAAGAUUAAUUUUCAAUCUUUUAUAAUCAUGGACACAGAUUUUCAAGUUUUGAGGGUCCAUAACUCUUUUCACAGACCUUUUUGUCAUUUUUCAAGGCCAGAUUUGGAAUCAGCGUGGAAAACUGCAUCUAGGGAGCUAGGUCUCAUUCAGAAGUACUGCGACCAGAAGUCAUUUCUUGGUCAAAAAAAAAGACCCAUUUCCAUCAUUUUUUCAGAAAAGGUACCACUACCAAGAAAUCCAAAACCUUCCAUAUUUCAAAUUUUCAAGGUACCACUACUACGGGAUCCGAAUCAAGGCCGAUUCUUCCUUGAAUCGUCAAGGCGUCGUCGUUUCUCCCACUGAACCCGACCCCUACGCGGAUUCUGUCAAUACUGUCGUUGCCAACAGUCGACAGUACGUUUCCGAACAACUGUUUGCAUUUUAAAGGAUGAAAAAUUGCAGAAAAUUGAAUUUCAGGUACAGCACCCACGCGACGAAACGACACGGCCCGCCGUCGAUAUCUUCUUCCUCCAAGUAGUUUUUCUUCUAUUGGUAGUUUUCAGUGACGUCAUAGUCUUGAUGAUGUUCCUAUUUCAAAAAUGAGCGUUACUGAACUUCGAAUGACGUUAUUUUUGGGCUUUUAAUAUUUCAAGAUAUCAUUUUUGAGCUGAUAGUGGCCUUGAAGAUUCAAAUUUUCGCUGAAGUAGUUUUUGGGCUCCGAGUGACCUCUUAAGGGUUCCAGGAGUUUGUUUCAAAGUUUUAUUGGCUCCAUAAUAUUGCUGAAGAUUCAAAUUUUCACUGAAGUAGUUUUCGGGCUCUGAGUGGCCCCUUAAGUGUUUUGAGGCUUUUUUUUUUAGAAUCUCAACUUACGUGAGAAUGAUCCCAAGAAUUGAAACUUUCACUGAAGUAGUUUUUGGCCUGUAAGUGACCUCUUAAGGGUUUCAGGAAUUCGUUUUAAAGUUUCAUUGGCUCCAUAAUAUUGCUGAAGAUUCAAAUUUUAACUGUUUUCGGGCUCCAAGUGGCCCCUCAAGUGUUUUGAGGCUUUUUUUUAGAAUCUCAACUCACGUGAUAAUGAUUCUAAGAACUGAAACUUCUAAGGAAGUUAUUUUUCAGCUUUAAGUGACCUCUUAAGUGUUUCAAGCUCUUCUUUUGAGGCUUGACUUACGUUAUAAGGAUCCUAAGAACUGAAAUUUCCAUUGAAGCGAUUUUUGAGCUUUGAGGGGCCUCUUAAGGGUUUCAACAAUUCGUUUUGAAUUUCUAUUGUCGUCAUAAUAAGGCGUGAAGUUCAAAUUUUGGAGUUUUUGGGCUCUGAGUGACCUCUUAAGUGUUUCAAGCUCUUCUUUUGAAGCUUAACUUACUUCAUAAUGAUCCUAAGGCUUUAAGGUUUCAAGGAAGUGAUUUUUGUGCUUUGAGUGACUUCUUAAGGGUUCCAAGAUCUUACUCUUAAAUUUUAAAUCUUAUCGAGCUCCGAAUAAAGUCAUAUCUUUUUUUUUUAGCAGCGCCUCGCCCACUUAUUCUUCUCCUGUGACCCAAGACGUGAUGCCGCGGUACAGGAAUAAUGGUAAAAGAGCCAUACCACUACUUUUCCGCAUCCUGUCACCUUAAGGAACAACCAGUGAAGACCGAGCCUCACUUGGUGAUGGAGAAAUCCCGGCCGUCGAUUUUCACAGCAUCGAAGGAUUCGAGGAAACUUUGGUGUGAGUAUAAAAAAUGAUAAUCUUUAGAAAAAGGCUUGGAAAUUUGUAAUUCUUCAUUGCACAUAGGGAAGUAUGAGUUGAAGCAUGAAAUUGAAGAAAAAUAGCUUUUUUUUCGGAAAAGGAAAAAAAAUGGCAAAAAAGGAAGAACGAGUGCAGGAAUCGAACCAGAGACCCUUUGAUUGACAAGUAAGCUUCUUAGCCACUACGCUAAACAUGCAGUUUUAAAGAAAAGGAGCGAGUAACAGAUAUUUUUUCAAAGUACUAGUUUUACUACUGAUUCAGCCGUAGUUUCUCAGAAAAAUAAAGUUGUCUAAACUGGCUUUUCGGCAAAAACGCGUGUAGGAUUCGAACCAGAGACCCUUAGAUUGACAUGCAAGCUUCUUACCCACUACGCUAAAUAUGCAAUUUUAAAGAAAAGGAGCAAGUAACGGAUCAUAUUCCAAAGUUGAUCUUAUUCACAGAUUUUUCACUACUUGUGUAAGCUUAGAAAUAAAAUAAAGUUGUCUGAACUGGCUUUUUUUGGCAAAAACGCGUGUAGGAAUCGAACCAGAGACCCUUUGACUGACAAGCAAUCUUCUUAGCCACUAAGCUAAACAUGCAGAUUUAAAGAAAACGGGCAAGUAACGGAUAUUUCCUCGAAGUUGAUCUGAUUUAUUGAUUUUUUAUCCCUAGUGUAGGCUUAGAAAUAAAAAUGAACUUCUCUGAAGUUGCUUUUUGGCAAAAAGCGUGCAGGAUUCGAACCAGAGACCCUUUGACUGACAAGCAAUCUUCUUAGCCACUAAGCUAAGCAUUCAUUUCUAGAAAAUUGAGUUUUACUAGUAGUGUAGGCUCAGAAAAAUAAAGUUGUCUGAACUGGCUUUUCGGCAAAAACGCGUGUAGGAUUCGAACCAGAGACCUUUUGAUUGACAAGCAAGCCUCUUAGCCACCACGCUGGGAAUUCAUUUCUAGAAAAAUGAGUUUUACUAGUAGUGUAGGCUCAGAAAAAUAAAGUUGUCUGAACUGUCUUCCCGGCAAAAACGCGCGCAAGAAUCGAACCAAAGACCCUUUGAUUGACAAGCAAGCCUCUUAGCCACUACACUAAGCCUGCGUUCUCUCAUAAGUGCGUGUAAACAACCGAUUUAUAUGGGAAUUUUCGUAAUUGUAUUGGAUUUUUGAAUAGAAAAUGUUUAUUUUCAGGAAACUCGGCAUGGACAUGUCGCACGUGGAGAAGUUUGUCUCGUGUUAUCAACAGAAUUGUCAUGUUCGUUAAUUUUUUUUUUUUUCGAUUCUUAUAUUCAUUUUACAGAACGUUCUGCAUUUCGUGAAGCAACUGCAAUUUGAAGAAAUCGAGGAAUGUUGGUUCUCGUUUUGGCAAGCUGAAUAUGAUGAGUUGGACGAUGAGGAGUGGGUUUUUAUCCUUGGAGCGCAAAUGAUCCUUUUUGUAGAAAAAAAAACCUUUGCUCUGCUUUUUUCAAAAAAUCUAUGGAUAGGGACCGCAAAGCCACGCCCCUUUUCGCGAUAGAAAAAGUGGCUUUUUUUUGGUUUUCAACUUUCAAUUUGUUGUAGUUGCAAAAUAUAUGGAAACUGGAUAAUAAAUUUUUGACACACAUGUACAGAAAAAGCUUCCUCUUUCGUUCAAAAAAUAUUUCACGCUUUUUUGAUGCGUUCGCGCGGAACGUCGUACAAAAACGUGAAUGGAACUCAAAAAAAUUUUUGUCAUUUUUUGCUUUUUUUCAUGUGUUUUCAAGUCGAACGCACUCUUUCUUUUUUUAUAUAAUGAUUUUUAAUUUAAGUAACGGUAAUUUUAAAACAAUAAAAUAAAAAAAAUUCGUCUUUGCCAAAAAAAUUUUUAGGGAGUGCCGAAAGUCAAACUUCAAAAUAUCGUUAAUAAGCGAAUAUAAUCGAGUUUUUGUUUUUUCAAAAUUUAGAUCAUGGGCUUACUUAAAUAUUUCUCUACAGCAUCUUUGCUUGAAAAAGUUGUUUAAUACGCAAAAAAAUGCUCUUGAAACUAGAGGAUAAAAUUAGCGGCUUUUAUCACACAGAAAGCGGUCGAACGCAGGUUUUUUUCAAACGAUUAUAUACAUUUAUUAGUAAAAAAAUCUUUCAAUUAAAAAAAUAAAAUAAAAAAAUUCGUCUUUGCCGAAAAAUAUACGGGGCCGUUUUAAUGCAGCGAUCGUUAAAAAGAGGCAAAAAAAGCACUAAAAAAACAGUUUUUUUCGAAGUGAAUUUCCACGAAACGUUUGAGUAAAGAUUUGCGAACAUAUUCUGAUCAAAAAAAUAGCUUAAUUACUUUAAGUUUUUUUCUUUUUGAAAUAGGCAAUCUGUGCUAUCCAAACGGUUCAAGGGUAAGGCGGAUGGAAGCUCCCCGCGCUAGACCUGACAGCUUGGCGCAGCGCGUGCGCUGCGAUUUUUCAUUUUAAGGUCGCGAGUUCGAUGCCCGCAAGCGUCAGUUUUUUUGUUUUCUGGAAAAUACCGACUUUUUCGGCAAACUAGCUGAUGAGCAUCAUUUUAGCACUCUAUUAUGAUUUGUUACAUCAUAAUGGACCAGUAUCAAAACUAGUUCUAAAAGAAAAAUCGAGAAAAAUGUCAAAAAUGGAUAAUACCAAAAUUUCAGAACUAAAAAAAUGGUGCGCGGCGCGCCACAUUUUUCGUCAUAACUUUUUUCAUCCUCAAUCUUUUUCGAAAAACUAAACGGUUCUGAGUUUUGAAUCGAAACAGCUAUCAAACCAUACAAAGCUCGAUGCUGAAAAAAAUUUUUUGAAAAUUCGUCUGCGGUCCCUAUCUAUGGAGUAGCUUCUGAAAAUGCCAAAUUUCCUUGUGAUGAAUUUUCAACUUUUUUGAAGGCGAUUUCUUCUCAAACUUAUAGCCAAUCCUAGCCUCUCCAAUUUUCAAAGUUCUUUUUCCAGUUUCAUGCCGGAACGACUGUCGCAACAGCAGCUCUACGCCUUGUGCUCCCUGGCCCCGACCCAAGAUUACAUCAUCGAAAUGGACUUGGCCUUCUACCAAACUGUCGUCGAUGUGCUGGUCCCAAGCGUCUUGAUGUCGAAAAUGACUCGUGAGUUUGGAAAAGAAGGGAAAAAUGGAGUUUUCAAUUUUUGGAAGGAACUUCAAAAAAUAGCUCUGAUUGAGAUUUUAGCCCUGGAGCGCAAUAGAUGUAAGCCAAGGCAGCUAUUUUUAAAUACUAUCCAAAAAGUUGAGAUUUUAGCCUUGGAGCGCGAUAGGUAUAAGCCCCAGCGGCUAUUUUUGAAUACGAUCCAAAAAUUUGAAAUUCUACCUCAAAAAUUAGCUCUAUGGGAGAUUUUAGCCUUGGAGCGCAUUAGACAUAAGCCGUGGCAGUUAUUUUUGAAUACUACCAAAAAAGUUGAAACUUCACCCUUAGAACUGGUUUUAAUUGAGAUUUUAGCCUUGGAGCGCAAUUGAUAUAAGCCGUGGCAGCUAUUUUUGAAUACUAUCCAAAAAGUAGAAAUUUUACCCGAAAAAUAGCUCUACUUGAGAUAUUAGCCUUGGAGCGCAAUUGAUAUAAGCCGUGGCAGCUAUUUUUGAAUACUAUCCAAAAAGUAGAAAUUUUACCCUAAAAAUAGCUCUACUCGAGAUUUUAGCCUUGGAGCGCAAUAUUUAUAAGCCAUGGCAGCUAUUUUUGAAUAAUACCCAAUAUCAUGGCAGCUAUUUAUGAAUACUAUCCACAAAGUGGAAAUUUUACCUCAAUAAUUAGCUCUAAUUGAGAUUUUAGCCUUGGAGCGCGAUAGAUAUAAGCCCCAGCGGCUAUUUUUGAAUACUAUGCUCAUGAAGUCCAUUUCCAGCCGUGCUGACCCAACACUGCCGGAACUUUGCCAAAAACGCCGACAUGUACCUGAGAAAAGCGAUGCAGGGGGCGCCCGAGAACCUGCUCCGGAAAAAGCUCCAAACCGUCAAGUAUUUGGCCCAGGGAUUAAAAAGGUUCGUCGUGGUUUAGUGGCUAAAGAGGUGGCCUUAUGAAUGGAGGGUUUCUGGUUCGAGUCCGGUAGGAAAAUGUAUCUUUUUUGCCUUUUUUUUUGGAGAGAAGCAUCAAAGUUCAAGAAGCAGUCUUUUUUUGCCUUUUUAUAUUGAUGAGUGUUUUUGAGAACUUUGAUGAAAAAUAUGAAAAAAGGGAUGAAAAUAGCAGCUUGGUAUAGUGGCUAAGGGAGUUGUUCUAUGAGCGGUGGUAUCAAAGUUCGAAUCCUGGAGGCGGAGACUUUUUUUGCUGUUUUUUUUUAGCUUACCUUUGUCCAUGUAUAGUAGAAAUAGCCAUCAAUUUUGAGUAAUUUGAAGUUUUUUCGCAAUAAAACUCCAUGGUUCAUUGGCUAAACAUCCAGUUUACUGCUCGAAAGGCCACGAGUUCGAUCCCCAUCAAGAUUUUUUGCCAUUUUCAUUUUUGCUAUUAAUUCACAUGCUAUUUUAUUGCUUCCAGGUACACCUCCCUGAAUCAUUUGGCCCAAGCGGCCCGAGCAGUCCUCCAAAAACAGGACCAAGUCAGCGCCAUGUACAAUGAUUAUACGAGGUUUGUGGUAGGGAAAAUAAAUUCAGUAGGUAAAACUUGAACUUUAGGCUGUUUUCCAGGAUUUUUAGAAUCUGUUUAAGAUUUUAAAGUCGAAAAGACGGAAAAAGGACUGUGAAAAUUUAAUUUCUCUGCUCAAAAGUGGUACUUAUAGAAGCAGAAAGUUGUCCAGAACCCAAAUAAGGUGUUCUUUUUCAGGGUGGACAUGACCCAGGUACACGAACAAGCCGGCUGGGUCUGCGGCUGUGACCAGCUGAUGGUCCAACACAUCAACAACGCCUUCCGGUCGAACCUUCAGAAAAUGGUCCCCAUGGAACAGUGGGCCGAGUGGCUGGAGAGCAUCGUUGAUCAGGUAGAAAAUUGAUUUUUUUUCAUUUCAUGAGACAAAUUUUCAUUAUCCACCUCUUGCUCACAGUAAAUUAAACAAAUAAUGAGAAUUUAAUUUUGAAGACCUUGGCCAAGUACCACGAUAAGCCAGUGGAAGUCAUCACGGACGUCGGAAAGCAGUUCUUGCUCAACUGGAGCUUCUACACGUUGGUUCUUACAUUAUUUUGUAGUAUUCAUCGCCUUGGCUCAGUGGUUAAUGACGUGAUUGUGAAUAAAGAGGUCACGGGUUCAAUCCCCGAGCUGGUCGAUUUUUGCCAUUUUGAAUAGAAACCCCACUACUGGGAAAAUGUCCAAGGACUACUUGGAGAGGACACUAAAGUGGCCACUAUUUCUCGUUUUAGUGGCCACUUCAGUAGUUUUUCAUCCAGUAUUACUUCCAUUAACUCUGAUAAUUGUGAAACAAAUAGAUUGGAGCAGUUAUGUUGAUCCAUUGACCCCUAAAGUGGCCACUAGAGUUUUGGUCUAGCAUUUAGACCCCUAUAGUGGCCACUAAUUUUCAACCCCUUAAGGGGCCACUAAGUUGACUACUAUAGUGGCCACUAAAAAUUUUCCUAGUAGGACUUUAAUCAUUUUCAGAAGUUAGGAAGCAUUUCAAGUUAAAUUUAAUCUGUGCAAAAAUAUCUUUAUUCUCUAGAUCAACAGAAAACUUUCAUGAUGAAAACAACUUUAGUGAGAACAGAAAAAUUGAAAUUUGAAAGAAACGAAGAAAAAUGCAAAAUCCCAAAAAAAAUGGCGAAGUUUGUCCAUAGAGCAACUUUACUGCAAAACGCCCUUUUUGGCGGGAAUUUAAACUUUUCUCUCAGAUUUAUAAUAUUUUUUUCUUCAAAUUUUGACCGUUUCCAAGUUCACCGUUCCACAGGAAACUCUGCAAAAUGGCAUAUUUUUUUCCAAUCUCAUCUUUUACUGCCCAUAUGCCUUCAAGGAGGUUUUAGUGUCUUUAAUUCAAGAAAAACCUGGGAGAAGGUUAAGGCGGCCUUUUUAGAACAUCCUCCAUAUUUCCGAACUAUAUUGUUAAUCGCGAUGAUCCUUGUAAUGAUAGAAAUACGUUUGGAGUAAUCAAAAAUUCCGUAUUUUUCCAGGUCAAUGGUGAUUCGAGACCUGACCCUCCGGUCGGCGGCUUCUUUCGGCUCUUUCCACCUGAUCCGACUUCUGGCCGACGACUACAUGUUCUACUUGAUUGAGUCUCGGAUUGCCAAGGCCGGAAAUCAGCCGCUGAUCACUGUUAUUCGACAGGUUCUUCUUUUUUUCGCGUUAUGUGAGAUUUUUCAAAAGAAAGGAUCUUGUGAGGGUCUCCAAAAGGUCUUUUUUAUUUAACUUGUUAAAAAGUGAGUAAAAAAUGAUUCCAAGAGGUUCAACAAGGACCCUCUGAAGCUAAAAAAAAGAAGCUCAAAAGCCUUUUUCGGAGCUUUUAGCGGUACCUUUUCAGCUCCUUCUUAGGAUGCUUUUAGUGAAUUUUCCAUUUUUCCUAUGACUUUUUUGUUUUUAGCCCUUUGAGCACUAUAAAAAUUUAUUUUCGUACCAAUUUACAGCGAAGAGAGCCCAAUAAACAUCCUAUAAUCUCACUUUGCCUCAUAAUUAUUCCUUUUUUAGGAAAAAGACUAUCCGCUUUUCGACGACAUCCGUAUCCCGCACCCGGUCAUCCAUCACGACGAAUUUAUCGUCACCGCUCCUCCGGUUUUCGACCACAAGGUAUAGUUUUACCUGUUGUUAGAUGGGGGGGGGGGGGAUGAAAGUUUAAUAAGUCUAGCGAUGAGGUAUUUUGAAAAACUUUUUCCUUAUCUGGAUUUUUAUCUGUGGAAGCUGGAAAAAAGUGAUUUUUGUCAUCUGAAACUUCAAAAAUUCAUACCUUUGCUCAAAAUGCUCAGAAUCGGGUAAAGUCAAGUUUUUUAUCGUGUCCAGAGGGUUCUCUUUCAUAUAAAACCAUCUGAUACCUUCAAAAACCUAUAGGGUUCUCGAAAUAUCGAUUGGACUCGGAUAGACUCAGAUAUCAACCAUUUUUUCGCAAACCAAAAAUUUUUAUUUUUCAGACUUGCUCUCAUUUUUAGGACAUGGUUUUGAUCUUUUUCCGAGAAAAUAAGAAAUUUUAGCCGAAUAGAUUGCGAAAAAGGGAUUUUCGACUUUUCUGGCUGUCUGCACAUAGGCAAGGGUGAAAAAAGGCUCCAUAGAAAUGUUCCCUUUUUGCUGCCUUUUUGCGCCAUUUCAUCAGCUGUUGUGCACCAUUUUUGCAGCUUUCCACCAUUUCUUGAGCCUUUAAAAAUCUAGAAAAAAAAUGGAAGGCUCGAUAAAGGGGCCUUUUUGGGGCCUUUUUUGAGCCAUUUUGCAGCCUUUUUUGAGCCUUUUUUGAGCCUUUUGCAGCCUUUUUUGAGCCUCUUCCUUUUAGCGACCACUAUCCACCAACUUUGCCCGAGAAGUUAUUGAAUUUUUUUUAAAAUUAAACUCGAUUUUUCAGUUCCAACCAACGGUUCAUCAUGACACCGACGGAUUCGAAGUUAAAAGAAUGGUAAUUUUUUUUUUCACUUUUUUCCUCCCAUCAAUUUUAUUCAUGAAAAUGAAUGUUUAUUUUCAGCGUUACCACGAGAAUCGGGAGAACGUUCAAGUUGAAGUCGUGGAAGAAGUCGAUGGGCAGAAUAUCCUAUGCAUCUAA
Messenger RNA from Caenorhabditis auriculariae, 14685 nucleotides. Lineage: Eukaryota; Metazoa; Nematoda; Chromadorea; Rhabditida; Rhabditidae. The record is from the annotation of a GenBank genome assembly.